GAAGAGAGGGGAAGCUGGCUCCAGUCCCUGAGAGGAGAGCAGAGCCUGGAGGAGAGCUGGAGGGAGAAGGUGCUGAGGGCCCUUCCUCCACCACUGACACAAUGGAGGAGGCAAAAGCUCUGAUCAGCACCUCAGAGGCCACACCUGGACACACAGCAGGUGGGCCUCCGGCCUCUGCUGAAACACAGGUGGAGGCAGAGGGAGCAUCGCUGCUCGAGGGUGUCGCAGUUCCAAGUGACACCUCGGAGCCUGCGCCUCAGAGCACGGCGGGUGAUUCUUCUGAGAAGUCACGGAAGAGGAAAAAGAAGAGGAAUAAGGCAAAGGCGGGUCCUUCCAGCUCUGGGGAGCAGGGCUCCCUGCCUCCUUCAAGCACAGCACCAGCUCACAGCACAGAAUCGCCCGAUACACGUGUUUCUCCACAGGAAAUCCAAACCCUGGGCAGUGAAGCCGCGGAACCAGGUGCUGAUGUACUUGCUGGUGACGGCAGAGGCGCCCGUGAGAGCGAUGGGGCGCUGGGGCGCUCGGGAAAGGAAGCUGGGAGCCGGGAAGCGGUGGCAGAAGGCAGUCGCAGCAGCGUCCGUGUGAUGGCCCCCCCGAAGCAGAGCAGCACGGACAGUGGGGCUGCCCCGGCUCCGAGCUCUGCAGCCCCAGAGGAGAAGGUGGAGGGUAGAAGUACUACAGAGUGUGGAGAAACGGGCAGGAGUAAUGUGGAAGGGAACGGCUGUGCUCCUGACACUGGCCAGCUUCCAGAAACCAAACCAGCUUCCCAGUCCUCGGGGAGCCAUAAGAAACCGGCCUCAACAGGGGAGAAAACGAGCGUUGCCUCUGGGUUGUCUCCUGAUACGGGAGUGCCUAAAAGUAAGGCUGCAGCUCCUUGUGCUGAGCAUGGAAGUCAGGACAUGAAGACUCCGCCUGUGGUCAAGAGCUCGCAGGCUGGGAGGGUUAAACAGGACACGGGGCAGCAAGCGAGCUCUUCGACUCCCAGGAAUGAAGAGGCCAAACAGAAAAAGAAGACCCCGAGUGAGAAAACGCAGGAAGCGACUGAGAAGGGAAGUCAGACCAAAGGAUCUCAGCCUGCUAGAAAGGAUGAUGCUUCAGCUGUGACCAGUGGUCGCAAGGAUAAAAAGCAGCAAACGAACCAGAAACCUGUGGAUAAGAUUAAAGAAAGUUUUGUGUGCCAGAGUGAUGGUGUUACAGUGUAUUUCCAUGCGAUAUUAUCCAAAGACUUCAAAAUAAACCCUGAGACCCAUAAAGUAUUCAUCAGGGCUGAAGGAGUUUAUCCCUACGCAAACUGGAAGGACAACGUUUGUGAGCUGAUCUGCACCAAGCGUCUAGAAGAACACGGAUACCUCAUUGAAGGCACUGUAACUCUUGCAAAGGAAAAUAUUGAUAAGCACAUUCCUUACAAGUACUGGGUUGCCUGUGGCGAAGGGGAGUAUGAAUUUAUCUACAAGAGUUCAAAUAAUUACGUGAACCGCUGCUUAUUGAUAAGAGGCAACCUCCUCAACAACAGAGAAUGGCAUCAGUAUGAUGAUAUUGUGUGUGCAAAGCCUUCUCUAAUGAAGAACAUUUGGAAGACGAUUUCUCGUGAUAAAAACAAAGACGUGGUGGAAGGGAAGAAAAUAGCUGCAAAUAUUAUGUUAGAAAAUAUCUUCAGCAUUCUUGGAACCUGGAGUGGCGACAACCUGAGAAACUUCUUCUUCCAGCUGAGACAGUUUUACUUUGUUACAGCAAACCCGUGGGUACACGAUGGCAGGGAGAUGCCAUGGACAGAGUUAGACUUUGGCUCACAGCAGGUGAAUGAUCUGUUGCUAAUGUAUAUGAAGAAAAUCACUCUUCCUUUCCUCGCGCCAGAAGAUGCGAAAGCAUCGCAGGGGGACACAGUCAUAAAAAGUAAACUGACUCUGGGCCUCACCAUCCUCACAGUAGUUGAAAAGUUGGAGCUUCCAGCAUUUAAAAGUGAUUUGGCUGCCCUGUGUAGCCUCUUGUGCUUGGAUAAGGUGUCGCAGCAAGCCAUACGGGAUGAGAUUGGUCAUAUCAAGAAGGUUUUUGCAGCAGUUGCUAGUUUGAAGGUUCAUCUGACAAACUUGUGCCAGAGAUGCAUUGAUGCCCAAGUAGACCAGUGGGUCUGGGUUAUUCCCCUUCUGCAUUUCUUCGCUGCCCCGUUGCAGCAUGACCACUCGCCCAUGGAAGAAGAUGUCUGGGCGGGGCUGGAAGGGCUCCCAUUUGCUGAGGCAAGGAAGAAGCAAGUUACGAAGACUCUACUGCAACUAAUGAAAGAAAAGAAAUACUUGAUGGAAUUGGAUAAGACUCUGGUCAAGUCCUGGAUCUGUGUGCUGCCCCUGGAGAGCCUGCCUGAAUUUAUAGAAGACUUCUCCAGUGAUUUAUUAGUUACUCUUCAAGGUGUUUCUUACAGAUUAGAGAACAUGGACCGUUUGUGGAAUGGGUCUAAGGUAGUAGAGAGUCUUCUAAAGACGCUGCUGUGUACCCUGGAUAAGGAACAGGCCAGAGCUCUGGAAGCUCGCUCUUGGGAAUCCUGCUUUACCUGUUGCCUCAAGCUGCACAAGAUGAUCUGUAAAUGCCUGAAGCGGGGAUGUUUCUUCGUGAUUCCUGUCACUUCUGCCACGAUGAUCUCGAAGCUUGCCACGCUUCAGCCCACAGCAGUGAGUACCCUGGAGCCAGGAGAUGCUGUGCAGGGAGUUGCAGUGGUAGAAGCAUUCACUGAAGCUCUGAGAGACACUCGAACCUGGUUCAGAAAUGCUUUAAACGAGAAGUUGUUGAAAGAAUAUCUGGAGCAUGUGACAUUCUCUUUCUAUUGGGAACUUCGGGCCUGGAAUGAAUUUGUGAAGAUCAGCUUUCCAGAUGAACAGUUCACCAAGAGGUGGAAGAUGACUUUACUUGCAGACCUGGAGAGGAGAAUCCAGGAGGAGCCUCCAGUUAACCAAAUCUUAGUCUACUGCUGUCAGCACUCCCAAUUUACACAGCUUGACUCUUCCAUCGAGGGGUGUUUCCAUAACUGUGCCACAGAGGCUGUAACUGCAGCUUGCCAGACUCAGAACAACCUCCUGGAGAAGAUCUCCUCCUACAGCAUGGGCCGAUUCAGCCAGCUUGUAUCCACUAUUAUUGUGAAGUCGUGGCCAGUCAAGAGUGGGCAGUCUGAGGACGAUUUUGAUGAGAUUUUGCACCAUGUGCUUACGUGGCCUGACAUCAAACACGCCUUCAGCUUUAAUGGAACAAACACAGAGCUCCUAGAAAAACUUACAGAUGAAGCAAAGAAUGCCAUGGCCACAGCAGACUCUGUGAUUACGAGUGUCACCGACGACAUCCAGAAAGGAUGUAUCCUUGUGAAACAUCUGGAAGAGAUUUUCCAGCAUGAGAAACAGUUCAUCUGUAUCUGGGAGAUAAAGCGCCAGCAGCUGUUAAAUGAACACAAAGAACUACUCCAGAGACAACUGAAAGAAUUGCUGCAGAGGAGGCGAGAAGAAGUGACACUUCUCAGAAAAGAGAAAAAAGCAAUAGGAACCUUCCUGAGCAUGUGCAGGAAGGUGCAGGCAUCUGUGAAAGUGUAUGUAGGUGAACUGGAAUUUCAACACGCGGAAGAUCUGCGCUCAAAAAGACUAAAUACAGUUGUGAACGUGGGAAACAGACCCCUGCAGACCUACUACAGCUUGAGCCCAGAAGUGAAAGAGUUUGCCCAGAAAAUGCAGUCUUUCAAGGACAGCCUGAUCUUCCAGCAGUUCUGGGAGGAAGCGGCGCAGAAGGCGAGAGAGGAGUAUGAGAGGUCGGAGGAGGAGGAGGAGGAGGAGGAGGAGGAGAACAUUGUUCCUGCAUUGGACCUUGAUGAUGUUUUCAGAAGUCUAAUCUACCCUUGUUUUGUGAGCUAUGAAACGCUGUACAAUGAUCUCAGAUCUGGACGUCUCACGCUUUCUGAAGUUGAUAGAGUUUUUCAGGAAUUCACAAAUCAUCCUGAAGAUAUCAAAGCUGAGCUACAUACCAUAUGUGAGCUGAGACCUGGGGAAGACAGAGGCUGGAUUGAUCAGCGAUUUCAGCAGAUCCAGCAGUACCAUGAAAUGCAUUUAACUUUUGACGCCGCAAGGAUUAUUGCUAGUGUCAAAGAGAGUUUAAACCUCUCUGGUGACUUCAGUAUCCUGGAAAACUUGUUGGACAUAACUGAAAAGCUUGAAUCCUACAAGACACACAAGCUGGAUUUCAUCAGCCCCGAGCUUAUGAACGCCAAGAGACUGCUGCAGGGGAUCACUGUGACCCGUCGUGGGUGUCUGAGGGAGCUGGUCCAGCAGAAGGAGUUUGUCUGCUGGGUCCGGGAAGCCCUGAAAGAUAUAAAUGAGCUGAAGGUAUUUGUAGACUUGGCGUCCAUCUCUGCUGGGGAGAAUGACAUGGAUGUGGACCGUGUGGCGUGUUUCCAUGACACUGUGCAUGGCUACUCCUCCCUGCUCUAUGAGCUUAGGCAAGAGUCGGGGUUUGAGGACUUCAUGUGCUGCUUGAAGAAGCUGUGGCGAGCCCUGGACAGUGACGAGAAUCUUCCCAAGAAACUGCGUGCUUCAGCUCAGCACUUGGAGUGGUUGAAAACGGUGAAGGAGAGCCACGGCUCUGUGGAGCUGUCGUCACUCUCGCUGGCAGCUGCCAUCAACAGCAGAGGAAUAUACGUUCUCCGAGCCCCUGCUGAUGGGCAGAAGGUUUCUUUGGACAAUGUCCUGCGCUUCACCCUCCCGGGGAGCGCUGGGGACAACGAGGCAACGUGGAAAUACUCUCUGGCAGAGCUCCGCGAGCUGCAGAACAAACUGAUGCUCAUGUCAACGAAGGGGGAGCAAGGCUUGGAGGUGGAGAAGUUCUCUGAGAUCUUUUCCAAUGUCCAAAGACUUGCACAGGCCUUUAUAGACCUUUAUUCAGCUGGGAACAUGCUCUUCCGCUCCUGGCUUGCCCACGUGUAUUGCUCACCCAAAAAAGAAUCGUGUGUUCUUAUAGACUUCUCUUUGGGGCUGAUCCCGGUGCUCGAAGGGCAGGGAGACAGGGCAGCUGUACUCCCAGGCCUCUGCAAGACCAUGGAGAGUUUCCUGGAGAGUUGGAAAAGCUUCAUGUAUGAAAAACGAUUCCAGCAUUUCUACCUGAACUACUACACUGCGGAGCAGCUGGUCUACCUGUGCACAGAGCUGGGGCAGGGGACGCCCAGCCAGGAUGCCCUGAUGAUGCUUUCGUUCCUCAAACCCAACUGCAGCCAGGAGGAUGUCCUCCGAGCCUCCGGGAGCGAGGUGCCUCCCACCUCAGGGAAGGCCGUUUCUGACUUGCAAGGGAUGCUGGAGGGAGAGAAGGACCUGACUGUGCAGCUGGAGUGCAUCUGGGAGUGCUACAUGUGUGACAUGGGCUCCUUCCUCCCCAGCUGCCUGGAUAUCGACACGCUCGGCGGGUGGCUGAAGAACCUGGCCAGAGAGAGCACACGGGUCGCACGCGCCUUCCCGCGGGACCUUCUGUCCGUUGGUCAGCCCAACCUCAUCACCUGCCCUCGCUCCGAGGUGCUGACGUCUGCUCUGGCUCUCUACAUGAACAGCCCCAACCAGCCCCUUCCCACUUUUGAUGAAGUUCUCCUGUGCACUCCUCAGACCACUGCUGAGCAAGUGGGGCUCUUCCUUAGGAGGUGCCUCAUUCCCUGCAGCGGAGGAGAGAAGAUCUACACCAUGUUGUACGCAGACGAGCUGAGUUACGAAGUCAGCUGCAGAGCAGAGGAGCUGUUCCAGCACCUGCAGCACUACAACAGCACCUAUCGCCUCGUCAUCCUGUGCAACUGCGAGAGGGAGCACAGCUACAUCCCUUCUGUCUUCAGCCAGUACAAAGUGCACAUGAUACCCCAGAGGCCGCUGGCUGAAAUCCAGCGAUACCUUCAGCACCACUACAGAGUCGCUCAGCCUUCGAGCUCGGCUGCUUCCGUGUUCAAGGACAACAUGUGUGUCGGGAUUGUGUCCUCCAAAAGAGCCGGUGUGGGGAAAUCUCUGUACGUGAAGAGGCUACAUGAGAGACUGCAAGAAGAGCAGCCUGACUGUACAAAACUUCUGAAAACCAUCAGACUAAUUGAACCAGAAGUGGAUGAAGAUAAAGUGCUAAAAUCUCUCCUGCCUUUCCUGAAGAGAAAACACCAGACAAAGCCCAUGAUAUUCCACUUCGAUAUCACCUCGUCGGUACAAAGUGGAAUUCCAGAGUUUCUGUUCAAGCUGUUGGUUUUGCAGUAUCUGACAGAUAAUAAUGGAAACAUGUGGCUACGCCAGAAGUGCCAUUUGUAUAUCAUUGAAAUCCUUGAGGUAUCGCCCAUGCCAAAGAAAGCAGCAAGACAUAUGUCAGCGAGCCAGAAGUAUAGUUUCUUUGAUGUGUUCCCUAAAGUAACAUGCAAGUCUCCCAAGGAAGUACUAGAAAUGGAGACGCUUUGGAACCAGUCUGGGGAUGCUUCAGACCCAGGAAUGGAUAAGGAAGAAUUUUGCAGUGAGGCUUUCCAGAGACCUUUCCAGUAUCUGAGAAGAUUUGACCAGGGGUGCAGUCUGGACACGUUCUGUUACGAAGAGCACUCGGUGGAAGGCAGCCCGGCAGAGUGCCUGCAGCAGUUCCUCCUGCACUGUGGGGUGACAGAUCCCUCCUGGUCAGAGCUCCGAAACUUCACGUGGUUUCUCAACGUUCAGCUGAGAGACUGUGAAGCUUCUGUCUUUUGCAACCCUGACUUUGUCCAGGACACUUUGCAAGGUUUUAAAAACUUUGUUGUUACCUUCAUGAUUUUAAUGGCAAGGGAUUUUGCAACACCUUCCCUAAACAUUUCUGAUCAAAGUUCAGGAAGGCGGUCCUCCGGCCUGGAGAACGUUGCAGAAGAAGAUCUUCUUCCUUUCCGCAUUCGGAAGAGGUGGGAGUCUGAGCCUCAUCCGUAUUUAUUUUUCAAUGAAGAUCGUGUGUCCAUGACAUUCAUCGGUUUCCACUUUCAGCCUAAUGGCCGUGACGGCGUUGAUGCCAUUAAUCCUUUGAAUGGCAACGUUAUCAAGAGAAAUGUCAUGACUUCACAGUUGUACAACGGCUUGUUACUCCAAAGAGUUCCCUUCAAUGUUCCAUUUGAUCAGUUGCCUCGUCAUGAGAAGCUGGAGAAGCUUUGCUUGGUUUUGGGAAUCCCCUGGGUGAUAGACCCUGACGAGACGUACGAGCUCACGACAGACAACGUGCUGAAGCUCUUGGCCAUUGAGAUGCGAUUCAGAUGCAACAUCCCAGUUGUCAUCAUGGGGGAAACAGGCUGUGGGAAAACCAGACUUAUAAAGUUUCUGUGCAAGUUACGCAGAAGCUUUGUAGAGGUGGAGAACAUGAAGCUUGUAAAAGUGCACGGAGGUACUACUGCGGAGAUGAUUUAUGCCAGGAUCAAAGAAGCAGAAGCCCUGGCUAAAACCAAUAAGGAGCAGCAUGGGUUGGACACGGUCCUCUUCUUCGACGAAGCCAACACGACGGAGGCCGUAAGCAGCAUCAAGGAAGUUCUGUGUGACCGCACGGUACAGGGGAAGCCGCUGGUCUCUUGCUCUGGCUUGCAGAUCAUAGCAGCCUGCAACCCUUACCGUAAGCACACGCCGAAGAUGAUCCAACGCCUGGAAUUAGCUGGAUUGGGCUACCGUGUCAAAGCAGAUGAGACGAAGGAUAAGCUUGGAUCUAUUCCGCUGAGACAGCUCGUGUACCGGGUCCACGCGCUCCCACCCAGCAUGAUCCCGUUAGUGUGGGACUUCGGGCAGCUGAACAACUUAACUGAAAAACUGUACAUACAGCAGAUUGUCCAGCGCGUUAUGGAGCACGUCCCCGUGGGGCAGCUCGAAGCAGAGGUGAUCACAGAAGUGCUUUUUGCUUCCCAGCAAUACAUGAGGCAGAGGGACGACGAAUGUGGCUUUGUCAGCCUGCGGGAUGUGGAACGCUGCAUGGAAGUUUUCAAGUGGUUUCACAAACACAGUGAACUCCUCCUGAGAGAACUGGAGAAGUACCUUGCUGAGAAGAGAGCUUCAAAGAGCACGGCUGAGAGAAACAACGUUAUCUGGUCCUUAGUGCUGGCAGUCGGGGUCUGCUAUCAUGCGUCCUUGGAGAAGAAGGAGGCCUAUAGGAGUGCCAUCAGCCAGGUCCUUCCAAAACCUUACAAUACCCAGAAAAAGAUUUUGGAAGAAAUCACCCUGGUGCAGGACUUGUUCCUGAGUGGCGUGCACCUCCGAGAUACCAUAGCAAGAAACUUGGCCUUGAAGGAAAACGUCUUUAUGAUGGUCAUCUGCAUUGAGUUGAAAAUCCCUCUCUUUCUCGUUGGGAAGCCCGGGAGCUCCAAAUCUCUUGCGAAGACCAUUGUGGCUGAUGCGAUGCAGGGCCAAGCAGCUCAUUCGGAUUUGUUCAAGGACCUGAAGCAGAUCCACCUGGUGUCCUUUCAGUGCAGCCCUCUCUCCACUCCAGAGGGAAUCAUAGGUACUUUCAAGCACUGUGCUCGAUUCCAGGAAGGGAAGAACUUGGAGGAGUAUGUCUCAGUGGUGGUUUUGGAUGAGAUUGGGCUGGCAGAAGACUCUCCCAAAAUGCCCUUGAAGACUUUGCAUCCACUUUUGGAAGAUGGCUGCAUAGAUGAUGUCCCUCUUCCUCACAAAAAGGUUGGCUUCAUUGGCAUUUCCAACUGGGCUUUGGACCCUGCUAAAAUGAAUCGAGGCAUCUUUGUCUCACGUGGUGACCCCAGCAAAGAAGAGCUUAUAGAAAGCGCGAGGGGGAUUUGUUGCUCGGCACGAGGAGCUCUGCAGAAGGUCGAACAGUAUUUUUGUCACUUUGCAGAUGCAUAUGAAAAUAUCUGCAAGGCCCAAGACAGGGAGUUCUUUGGUCUGCGUGACUACUACAGCCUCAUAAAGAUGUUUUUUGCCUUAGCUAAGAGCUCCAAAAGUGAGCCGACGCCUCAAGACAUAGCUGAAGUUGUUCUUCGUAACUUCGGGGGCAAAGAUGAUGUCAAUGCCUUGGAAAUAUUCACCUCGCAGUUACCAGAAAAAGGAGAAAUACAUGCUCAUGAUAUCAGUAGAAUUGAGCUGGUGCGACAGAACAUUCACAGCAGCAGUCAGGAUGGUGACUGCAGGUACCUGCUUGUUUUGACUGAGAAUUAUGCAGCUCUGCAGAUCCUCCAGCAAGCUUUUUUUACUGCCCGACAACAGCCAGAAAUUAUCUUUGGCUCCAGUUUCCCCAAGGACCAGGAGUAUACACAGAUAUGCAGGAACAUCAACCGUGUGAAGGUCUGCAUGGAAACUGGCCAGAUGGUUGUGCUCCUCAACUUGCAAAACCUUUAUGAAAGCCUCUACGAUGCCCUCAAUCAAUACUACGUGUACCUGGCUGGCCAGAAGUAUGUUGACUUGGGACUGGGCACCCACCGGGUGAAGUGCCGAGUGCACCCCAGGUUCCGUUUGAUCGUCAUCGAGGAGAAGGACGUGGUGUACAAGCACUUCCCCAUCCCGCUGAUCAACAGGCUGGAGAAGCACUACCUGGAUAUCAGCACUGUCCUGGACAAGGGGCAAAGGGAAACCGUGAAGGAGCUGAAGAAGUGGGUGCAGGAGUUCGCUGCGGCCAACACAGAAGAGCACUUCAUAAGCCAGCAGAGGUACAGCCCUUCGGAUGUGUUUGUGGGCUACCAGCCCACCACCUGCGCCUCGGUGGUCCUGCAGACCACGGAGAGGCUGCGACCAGCAUGUCACCCGGGCGAGCUCCUGCGCUGCGUGAAGAGGGAGGCGCAGCUGGCCCUGCUGAACUGUGCCACCCCGGACGCCGUCAUCCGCCUCUGCAACUCCGUGGGCUUCUUCAUGGCAGAUUCUCUGGCCAAAAUCUACUUCAAGCAGCAGCAGCACACGUCUUUCGCAGAUUUCCUCCGAGCUCACGUCGGCGCUGGGGCCGGGUACCAAACAGUCUUUACAGAGGUCACCACCUUCUCGAGGCUUCUCACCAGCGCUGACGCUGCCUGUCUGGAGAGGGAAGUGCGGGGUAAAGCGCAAAGGCCUCAAAUCCUCUUCCUGCAGCAGUUUGACACGGAGUACUCGUUCCUGAAGGGCAUCCGAGAUUUCCUUGAUGCCACACCGGGAAAUAAAAUCCUCAUUAUUCAGACAGACUUUGAAGAUGGCUCUCAAAAUGCCCAGCUCAUCGCCUCAGCCAAAUACACCGUUGUUAAUGAAAUCAACAGGGUGGACCUGGGACAAGUCUCCGUCUUUGUUUACUUUAUCAUGAAGCUUUCCCGGGUGGAAGGAGGAACCUCCUACGCGGGAUUUCAUGGAGGACUGUGGCAGUCGGUGCAUAUCGACGAUCUCCGCAGAUCCAAGGACAUGAUCUCCGACGUGACGGCCCUGCAGAACCUCACCAUCAGCCAGAUGUUCUGUGAGGACUCGGGUAAAACCAAAGCUGCAGCUCUGCCUGUGAACGGAGAACAGGGGAGCGAGGUGGAGGUUGAAGCGCCUGUGCCAGAAGCAGGGCACUGUGAGGGUGAAAUCCUGGACACCACUGUACUCCUGAGGACCUGUGUACAAAGUGCUGUGGGGAUGCUGCGGGACCAAAAUGGGGAUCUUAGUCGAAGCAGAAAACGAAUUAAGAUUCUCCUUGGCCUUCUGUCCAAAGAGGAUGACUUGAAAGCCUCUUUCCUGAGGAUAACAAAGGCUCGUCUCUCCAACCUUUUGAAGAAGCAAGAAGAAAAUUCCCUCCACCCGAAAAACUGGGUGCUUCGGGAGGCUUCCAACCUCAGUGCUCUCCAGGAGGCAGGCACCUUCAGGCACACGCUGUGGAAGCGGGUCCAGAAAGUGAUCACUCCGUUCCUGGCUCUGCUGAUUGCUGUCAUAGACAGGAACGGGAAUCUGGAGCUGUUGGUCAGGCCGGCAGCUGAGUGGGUGACAAACCUGUGGAUGUUCAUCUUCAGUGAUACAAAACUUCUGAGCGUCCCUGCUGGCGUGGGCGCGGGCAGCUCUCAGCCAGAGAUAAUUCUGGUGCAGAACAACAUGACGGUGUCUGCUGAUGCUGGGAAUGAGAUGCCCUUCAGCUGGAGGAUAAAGGAGUACUUGGAUGAGAUAUGGUUGGAAGCUCAGUAUAUCCAAAACACUGAAGACCAAGCUGAGAAGUUUGUGGACAUCUUCGAGAAAACGGCACUGGGAAAAUUUCUCUCUGCUCUGAGUGAGAAAGAAAGGCACAUGCUCUUCCAGUGCUAUACCACAGACUUUAUUGCCUUGACCAUUGGUGUGUCGUCGCUAGAGGAGCUGCAGUGUCUGCGGAGCGUGUUCUUAUCCUGCAUAGAGGAGUGGAAGGCGGCAUCUCCCAGGAGAGAGGAGACGGUGCCGUCCUUGCCUUGGGUCCACCUCGGAUACAGCCAGUUCAAGAGCCGCCUGCAGAACUUUUCUAGGAUCCUGGCUGUACACCCUCAUGUGGUUGACUACCUUGUUAACCAGGAAGGAGAUGGAAUUCCAUAUUCUGAGAUGGUUUUAGACGUGCUAGCUGCAAUGGUGUGUGUUGAAGAGCUGGAGAAUCAAGUGCAGACAGCUCAUCCAGAGACCUGGCUGCAGAAAGUGAAGAAUCUUCGCAUGCCCAUUGAAUUUCUUUGUAAAGAGGAGGAUUUACAAAGGACUGGGAGUUGGUGCCAUCAGCUGCUGAAAAAUCUGAAAGUCUGCUGGAACCGGGUCUUCUCCAUGUCUCUGUUUGUAGAACACGUGUUGCUUGGCAUCAACACUCUGAUGCCAGAAUUUGAGAACUUAGUGAAAAAAUAUACUUUACUUCUUGGCAAUUGUUUCCAGCACAAUUCAGACAUGAAGACUCAUCCAACUUUCGUUGCAGUGAUGAAAGUACUGUGCCAAUGCAAGGACGAAGUCAGCCACAGGCUCUACAGUCAUGGUCUGAACUCCUGUCCAGUGUGCCUGGGGGAGCCGAAGGAUCCCGUCUGCCUGCCCUGCUGCCACGUGUUCUGUCAGAAGUGCAUCAGGACGUGGCUGGUCCCAGCACAGAUGCACUGUCCGUACUGCAAAGCUGCCGUGGGGGAUGUUGAUUUAGACGUCUCGGCGGAGCUCAGAGAUGCCAUAGCAAAAGGUGCCCUGUUCCGGCAGAGAUGCAACAAUUUCUUCAUAGAUGUGGUCACUACCAUGUGCUUUAAGGACAAUGAGCCCCCUGAGGCAGAGGUGAUCCUAGAGCUCCUCAACCUGCUCUUUGUUCACAGAAGCCUCCUGCAAGGUUCAGAUCAACCUGCUAUCUACACAAAAUUUCUGUCCCCAUUUAACGACGAAGUAGAUGAAACUCCCAUCAUCCGCUCCGUGAUGCUGAAGCUCCUCUUGAAGUACAGCUUCAAUGAAGUGAAAAAUGAUGUGCAACACUACCUGUCCCAGGUAGAGCACAACGAGAUCCUAGACAAAAAUGAUAAAAAAGAACUCUACUUGCUUUUUGUCAACUGCUUAGAGGAUUCCAUGUGUGAAAAGUCUGAGGGCAGCCUUGGAUAUGAGCAGAUAAACUAUCUGCCUGGAGAAAGAGGCUUUCCAGAGAACUAUCUCCCAAAGAACGAUCAAGAAAUUCCUCCGGAAUCAUCCGUUGAAUACCUGCAGGCAGUAGCCAAGGUUCGCUUGUACCUGAGUAAGGCUGCAGAGCUGCUCUUCGACUUGCACGGGCCCACAGAGCAAGACCAGAUAGAGGAGAAGCAGCGUUACCUGGCAAAUGUGAGGAUGUUCUGUAACCUCACCAAGAACAACUGGCAUCGUGUUUACCUAGUCCGGAAAAUUGCUAGUCAGUAUGGGAUGGAAUUUGCUCAGAAGCUUGUCACGGAGGCGCAGUUUAACUGGGUGUUCCCAGUGGAAAUUCUGCAACAGGUGCAGAACAGCCAGACUAAUCCCAUCGACCGUUACCUGGCGUGUGGCGAGGGGUACCGCGUCCUGCGGGACGCCGUGGGGAGAGCCAUGAUGGAGUGCAGGACCGAGGGGCUGCUGGAGGCGGAGAAGGCAGCUGCCAGCUCCCCGGCUGUAGGACGUGUCCAUCUGCUCCUGGCUGUUUUCAGAGAGGUCACUGCCCUGUAUGGAGUUAGUGACUCUAAUCUGCAUCCCAAGCAGCAGCAAACAGAUGCUAUGACUGCGUUCAUCCAGGACUCCCAAGUCCUGAACUCUCCAGAGCUGCGGCACUUUGCAGCUUCCCUCGUGGGGAACACGCUGCCGUCUCUGAGAGUGGAUCCUCAGAGCUUCAGCCCCAGCGGGGCGCUGGUGGAAGUGGCCGUUCACACCGCGGCGGUGCUGCUCUGCGGGCAGAGCCCCCUCCUGCAGCCCCUCAGGAACCUGGCGUUCUGCCCACACACCAUGGAGCACUCUUUUCUGCCCACAAUGCCAGAAGAUAUAAUGGCUCAGGCGAGGGCCUGGAACGGAGUGGCCUCUCUGCGCUGGUACACAUGUCCAAAUGGCCACCCCUGCACUGUAGGAGAGUGUGGCCUCCCCAUGGAAACCAGCCGCUGCCUUGACUGUGGUGCCCAAGUUGGAGGGAUGCUGCACGUCCCUCUGCAUGGCUUUCAGGAAUUGCGGAAUACUGAAGACAGAACCCAAACUGGCCACAUACUUGGGGAUGCACAGCACAGAAAAACAACGGGAGUGUCUGACCGGGCCAUGUCCCCGGUUGUCUUCAUCCUGAUACGCCUGCUGACACAUUUGACCAUGUUGCUGGGAGCCACAGAAGAUCCUCAGUCAUUGCAGAAGAUUAUCAAGCCACCGGUGCACAACUCGGUGAGUUUCCUGCAGCAGCAUAUCCAGGAGGACUUGGCACAGCUGACAAAAAUUUUGGGGAAGAGUGUGGAUGAGACUAUCAACAUCUUUCAUCUUGUCCUUGGCAGCCUCCUGAAGGACGCCCACCAGCAGCCCGGCCAGUGGCCAGUUCAGUUUGAUGGUGUGCUCUCCACCAAGGAGAAGAGAAAUAAAUGGGAAGAAAUUGUUGCAAACACAAUUAUUAUUCCUGAAUUGGAGGAUUUGGAUAAAAAACUUCUGAAGUUAAAUAGACAAAUACAAGAGGAUGAGAGAAUCUCUUCCAAUCCAAUAGUGAAAAUAGUGUAUGGUGACCCGGGCACGUUCCUGCCCCAGCUGCCAAAGGGCAGUCACAUACAUCAUUCCAAGAUGUGGAGCUGCCGAAAGAGGAUUUCAGUGGAGAACCUGGGCCAUGUAGUCCAGCAGAAGAACGCCAAGGACAGUGUCCCUCUCCUUUGGAAGUUUCUGCAGAAGGAACCAGAGCUGAGGCUGGUUAAAUUCUUACCCGAGAUUCUGGCUCUGCAGAGAGACUUGGUGAGACGAUUUCAAAACACUGCUGAUGUCAAGCAGUGCUCGAUCAGACACUUCCUCACCGAGCCCCUCUCAGAUGUGAUGAGGGACCUGUUCCAGAAGAGAGUGAAUGUGUUUCUGUCUGUUUGGAACAAGCUGAGAAGCUCCCUGGACACCAGUGGGGAAAUUAAACUCCCUAAGGGCUACUGUGACGCUGACCUGACCCUGGACAGCCAGCUUGAGGUCCUUCUGCCACGUCGGCAGGGGCUGGGCCUCUGCUCCACGGCCUUAGCCAGUUACCUCAUCAGCCUGCACAAUGACUUUAUCCACUCAGUGAACAAACACAUCAAGGAAGAUGAUAGGUAUUUGAUCAGCCCGUCAGAAGUGGCCGACCUGCACUUGAUCAGUUACGAGGUGGAGAGGGACCUGAUUCCUCUGAUCUUGUCCAACUGCCAGUACAGCAUGGAGAGGGGAGGGCAGACCUUGCAGGACUUCGAUCUGGAGAGGAUCCAGCAGCAAGUCAUCAGCAAGUUCCUGCAGGGGAAGCCACUCAUCACCCUCAUGGGAAUACCCACCCUCGUGUACAGACACGAUCGGAAUUAUGAACAGCUCUUUAAUGAUGUCAGGAACAAGCUGGAUCAGAGUGCCCUCCCCACUUCAGUGAUGAACAUGAUCAGUGGGGAGCUACAGUCUUACAGUGAUGUCUGUGACGCUCUGUCCGUCACUGAAAUUACCUUGGGAUUCCUGGCCAUGGCUGGAGAGAAUGCCGAAAUGCUUCUGACUGACUACAUCAAAAAUGUUCUGCAGAUGGGUGAUCAGACAAAUCCUCACGUACUGCAGGCCCUAAGACGAUGCCACCUGAAGCACAACAUCGCCCUAUGGCAACUCCUCUCUACCUGCAAAUCUGAGCAGCUUCUGCGCCUCAGAAGGGAUCCUUUUGUAGACAUCAAUACAGUCUACAAAGCUGAGCUCAGUCCAGAGAUUGCCAAGCUCCUCAACACCUUCCUUGUCCACUCAAGGCUGGAAACCUUCCUGCAGGAGCUCCACGAAAUGAUCGUUUUGAAGCUGAGACGUGUCCAGGCUGUGGAUGAAUUCAGACCCACGUGGAGCCUGAAGGAAUCGCUCAUUCCUUACCUUGAUGCCAAAGACUCUGAGUUAGCUACAGAGCUGCAAGACAUGUUCCCUGAUGAGAUUCUUCUCUCCCACGCUACUGCCACCUGGAAAGCUGCUGCUCUCUUCAAAAGAGAGCGCAGGGAAGGCUAGGACUGCUCCCUCCUGAGCCGCAGGGACUUAGUGCUGCAAACACGGGGCCUCGGGGGCUUGGGGUUUGUGGUCGUCAUUUGUUUCGGGGGGCUUGUGCGUUUUCCUACCAACUUCAGUACCAAGAGUGUAAUGGAAAGAUCAGAUGCUUUCAUGCAUCAGAAAGACGAUGGAGAAGCAGGAGGCUGCACCUGGAAGCAGAGACUCUUGAAGGCAUCCUAAAAAAAAAAAACCCAAAACCAAAUCCUGAGGCCACCUGCUGAAGGUGAAGGAUCGUUCUCAAGAGCGUGGCUGCUGGGAAGGGGUGGGGAGCGUGCGGCCAGCCUCCCGGCACACAACCGGCCC
Messenger RNA from Athene cunicularia (burrowing owl), 15863 nucleotides. RefSeq names its product ring finger protein 213 (gene RNF213). Gene Ontology annotation, biological process: ubiquitin-dependent protein catabolic process; sprouting angiogenesis; negative regulation of non-canonical Wnt signaling pathway. Gene Ontology annotation, molecular function: ATP hydrolysis activity; ATP binding; ubiquitin-protein transferase activity. The transcript has 65 exons. Gene Ontology annotation, cellular component: membrane; cytosol; nucleolus. Bases 102 to 15521 code for a protein of 5139 amino acids. NCBI's taxonomy places the organism in Eukaryota, Metazoa, Chordata, Aves, Strigiformes, Strigidae. The record is from RefSeq and is a predicted model, not a curated record.